UCCUUGCACGUACCUUCCCAACACGUUCUUCGAAAUACAGAAAAAGGAACUUUAACAACUACCUAUUUCCCACCUCCAUGAAUCGUCAAUAACCCCGCAAAAUGGAAAAGAAGGAAGAGCCGAAUGAGGAGAUAAGGCCGGAAGAAGGAGAAAUAUACAUCCUCGACGUGAAGGCUGAAACGAGCGAAAUAAAAGUGACCGGGAGCGUCUUCCUUCCCGCCGAGUUGCAGUGUCGGAGCGAUGCCAUCAGUGGCUUACUGGGUGCAAGCAGCUUUAGCACUCUCCCUGCUUCAGAGUUAUGCAGCCGAAACCUUGUAGCUGUUACUGUGAUCGAUGAUAAUGGCAAGCCAAGACUGUGCAGGGCAGUCAUCACAGACACCAGUGAAGUACCUAAAGGUUUCCUGAGGGUCCUACUAGUAGAUGAAUGUUGCCCGGACAUCCAGGUGAGAUUAAGCCACCUGUACUAUUGUCCCAAACAUGUGUCUGCAAGCAAGUACCCUCCAUCUUGUCAGCAGUUUGUACUUGCUGAUGUCAUGCCAAUUGAGGAUAGACUUCUUGAGGCUGAGAAAUGGUUGCAGUGCAUGUUGCUCAACAAGACGGUCGAGGCUGUGUUUGAGAGGCACCCAGAUGGAACCAGCUACAUUUGUCCUCUUGAUCAUCAGAAGCUCCCAUUAGUCUUCAGUAUGCUGGUAGCUGGCCUUGCUAAGAUGUCCACAAAACCACUUAUCAGUGUAGGUGCACUGACAGGGAAUAGUAAUGUAAAACUGGAGACCAAAGCUGAGAGCCCUGCCCCCUCCUCUCAAAGGGUAACCUAUUCUCAGUGGAAAAUGCCAUUGGGUGUAAAAGAAACAGCAGAUGUAACCACAGUGGAGAAGGGGCCAUGGAAGUUUUGCCUCCAGUUUAAGCGACAGAAAGAGCAAAUACCUUCACUUCGGGAGAAGCUGAAAAUUCUAGUCCUGACAGGAAAGCUCUCAAAAGGUGGCUUUAAUACUGGAGAUGCAGUUGUCUGCCCAAACAAAAUACAUGGGGGGCAUAGCAGAGGCCUCAUCACAAACAAACUGCCAGAUAACAUGUGUUCAGUAUAUUAUGUUGAUGAAGGAAGUAAGGCAUUGUUAAGUGAAAAGGAGCUGUGGUUGCUCCCAGAGGGGAUGGCCAAGAUUCCAUUGCUAGUGCACAGGUGUUGUCUGGAUGGGCUGGCCCCUUCUGAAGACAAGGACAUUUCUGACAAGUUUGAGGCACUGGUAAAAGAACAGAAUCUUUUGGCUAGUCUGGUGAAGAUUGGUAAGGAUGUACCAACAACAGUGAACCUGUUCUCCAAUGGGAAAAAUUCUGUCCUAGAUUUACUGACUUGCAGCUAUAAGCAAGAGAUACUGCUAGACAAUUUCCUGGUUAGCAUUUCAUACAUUAGUGAAGAGCAAGCUAUACUUUACCUGGUGUUGUGUGAAAAUGGAGAAAUGCUUGACAAACUCCACCUAAGUGUUCAGGAGGCUGCAAAGGUAGCUGGCCCACUUGAGUUUCCAGAGAAGCAUCAGUCAUGUCUUGCACUUUUUCCUGAUGACGGAUUUUGGUACAGAGCUACUGUCCUCAAUGCAGCAGACUUGGUUCAUGUUAGGUACGUUGAUUAUGGCAAUGAAUCGAGUCUUCCAAGGGAUUCCCUAAGGGUCAUACACGCCACCUUAGUGCAGUCGGCUCCCUCACAGGCACUGCCCUGUCUACUCAGUGAGGUAGACCAAGAGCCCCUGUCUCUGGUUGAUGUCAAUGAGGUAACAGAUGAGAGUAUGUUCAAAGUACAGAUCAUUGGGCGCAAGGAAAUGGCAGGACUUGGAAGUGUGGCAGUGGUGGAACUGGUGACAAAAUCCACCGGGGUCUCCCUCAACCAGCUUUUGCGUGACAAGAAACAAAGAGCAGAAAAGGAAAUAAAUAAUAAUACAAACAAACAUUGUUUUAGCUUGGGGGCAGUAAUCUCGCGCAUGCAACAGCAGCACGCAUCCCUGGCUCAACCCCCACGCCAGUUAGAGUCACAGCCACAGCAGGAACUUUUGCUACAAGCUCAGCAGUCACAAUUGCAACAGAGAUUCUCUCAAUAUCAGCGCCAUUACCACCAGCCUUACCAUCAUGAGAGAGAGCGCCGUUUCUACCAGGGUCGCUUUCAUCAACAGCAGCAACAGCAAUACCCUUUAGAUAUACAAAGUACCAAAUACAAGUUGCAACGGCAACAACAACAAUUCUACACACCCAGACAUCAACAGGGUACCCAAUACCAGCAUCGCAGUGAAUCACAUCAUAUCCCUUACAAUUCCAACCAAGUGGACAUCAAAGCUGAACUCCACUCUCCAAAGGAUAUCCCACUUGGACGGCAGAGGGACCGGCUGGUGCCUGGGACCCCCAAGACUACUGCAGCACAGGCACAGAACUUUGAGCAGCUGGAAAGAGUGCGACCUGCAAAAGGUUCCUUGAAGUUCUGCAGGUUGACAUGGGAGGCAGGUCUGUCCUGCUUUUACCUGGUACUAGAGGAGAGUGAGGAAUUCAUCAAGGCUUGUACUAAGAAGAUGAGUGAAUCUUGUAACCAGUCCAAAAUGGAAUCCAUCAAAAGCGGUAUGUUGGUGGCCAUAAAGGAUAAGGACACGUGGCAAAGGGCUCAAGUGACCCAGGUACAAGGCACCAUGUUCAAGGUCAUCAUGAUUGAUGUGGGAAAGGAGCGAUGUCUUCAGCUAUAUGAGUUAAAAUCCCUUCCAGAAACUUUAUCCAAAGUCCCAGCCCAAGCAAUUAGAUGUUGCCUACAGGAGAGUAGUACAAAGAGCCUGGACCUGAAGCCUCACAGUCGACUUGCCAGCCUGAUGAACACGAGGCUUGUGGCUCAUUUCAUUGGAUGUGAAGAUCAUGUGUGGAAGGUCAACCUUUACAUAAAAGCAGAACUUGAACCUGACCAUGGCCAAGCUAAGCAGCUAUCUACUGUGCGCCAACAGCAAAGUGGGAGUCUUGAUGCUGCAUGCAGUAGAGGAACAGUGUGUGUUAAAGCUGUUAUUGACCCUCAACACCCAUACUCUAGUAGAGACAUCAUUGCUGGUCAGAAGCUCUUGGAAAAUCCAACAAGCCAAGACAAGGAUCUUGGUAUUACUGAUAUUCUGUCUUCACCUGUGCCACAUGGAGUACCUGAUAAACAGCUGAAGUCCUUCUCUCCAAAUGACAUCAGUGUUAUGGAGACAAGAGGACCUUUCACAUCUACAACCAGGUUAGAUCUUGCAAGCAACUCAGUUUCUCCUUCAGCCAUUCCCCUUGAAGAGACAGCUUCCAGUGAUGACUCCCGUUCAACCGUGAGACAUAAUGUAUCAGCAGUUGAGCAUGAGGACUUUGAGCUUUCUGGAGCCAAGGUGGGAGUGGGUGCUCCUGUAAAUAUGCCAAAUAACUUGGUGACCGAAGUUGCAACAGCCAAACCCACUGUCAAGACUCGCAUGGAUGGUGCGGCUAGUGCAGUCCAGUAUGUUGCUUCACACAGUGCAGAUAUGGUGAUCAGUGCAGCCCUUGCAACACAUGCCCAUUCCCAUAAGAAAUUAGAGGGCUUUGCAAAGGAAGACUCUGCUGCCAGUGAGUCCCUUCUUUGGGACAGUAGGAUUGGGGGUUUGGAUGGUAAUGAUAAAUGUGACAAAAAUCCUAAUUCUUAUGGUGCAGAAAAGGUGGCGGCAGCUGUUAAAGAGUCGCUACUUUGGAACAGCAAGUAUGGGGAACUUAAUUCUAAUGACAAACUUGAAGAUGGAAAUGCAGAGAAAACUGCUAAUGAGGAGUCAUUCUGGGACAGCAGGCAUGUGGGCCUUGGGAAAGAUUUUAAUGGUAACAAUAAAAGAAGAGACAAAAGUGCCAGUCCUUGUGAAGGGAAUACAGGAUCAGCUACAGAGCAAUCACUUCUUUGGGAUAGCCGAUAUGGAGGUCUUAAUUCCAAUAAUAAACCUGAGAGUGAGAUUGUUAGCCAAAAAAUCCCUUGUGCUGAGACCACUGCUAAUGAGUCACUCCUCUGGGACAGUAGACGGGGAGGCCUCCAUGCUAAUAAGGAUGGACAUGAUGAGAAGGGAAGUAUGGACUCCUCUGUUCCUUGUAAUGAAACUACAGGCAAUGAGUCUGUGGUUUUGCUUUGGGACAGUAGGUGUGGUGGUUUAGAAACAGGUGAUGGCAAGACUGUCAGUGCAAAAUGUGACACUAAAGAUGAUAAUGUAGAUCUUAAGUCCAAGAUAGCAAAAGUACAAGACAUCAAAUUAGAAAAAGAUAGUUUGCCAAGUUCAUCUCCCAAGAUUCUUCAGUUAGAAUUGCCUUUGCAAGCAAAAAUCAAUGUCUCUAUUGUUUUUGUAAGUGGUCUAUCCAUUUGGGUACAGCUUGAUGAACACUUGGGCUCCCUCAAUGAAAUGAUGGAAUAUCUUCAUACCCAGAUGGAAACUUUGAAGGCUGAACACCUUUCUGCACCUCAGGUUGGUGAGCAGUGCAUCAGCAAGUAUCAUUUAGAUGGGGGCUGGUACAGGGCAUCAGUCUUAGAAGUUGAAAAGAAUCCGGAGAAAGUCAAAGUACAUUAUUUUGAUUACGGAAACACUGAAUUUGUGGAGAAACAUGACCUUUAUGCCCUCCCACAACAGUUCUGUGACCUACCAUGCCAGGCUCUUCACUGCUGUCUGCCACAGGAAUUAGAAGGCUGGCAAGAGCCUUACCAGGAGCAGUUGGAAGCUUGUGUAGGGAAGAGUGCUGUCAUUUCUGUCAAGGAGGGUCCUAAGGAACAUACCUGGACUCUGCUCUCAUUAGAAGUGGAAGGAACGGAUAUAGUUGAUCAGAUACGACAAGAAGUUCCUGUGCCAGCCGAGGAAGAGGUAGAGAGUGAAGAAUUGCAAGUUACAGAAACAGAGACAGAAAAGGCACUCCAAAUUCAUUAUCCACCCCGGACUGUUCUCUCAAGUGGCAUUCGAGUGUAUGUGAGUUAUCUGGCAGGAGGAGCUGAGGUAUGGCUCCAAAAAGCGGAAGAUCUUUCUGUUGCUGAGAAUAUGGCUGCACAGAUUGCCAGGGCUCAGACCACCACCUUGGAAUCUGAGAGGGUGAUAGAAGAUAUGCCGUGCCUAGCUCAGUCAGCUGCCGAUAAUGUUUGGUACAGGGCUAAGAUCGUCUCCCUUAAUGAACCUGACCAAGUCAAGAUACACUUUAUUGAUUAUGGCAACUCCGAAAUAAUGUCCAUGAAUAACAUAAGAGAGGUUCCAGAUGAGCUUUUGUUGGUAGGAAUUUGUGUUCUAGGCCCACUCGCUCAUUCCUGUGUUCUCACAGGCAAGGGCGAACCACAUGAAAUUGAUCUCAAAGCUUUGGAGGAAAAGUUCUUAGAACAGGAACUUGUGGUUCGUGUCUUUGGCUCUGAAGAUGGCAAAACACUGGUUUCUCUUCUGUUGGAUGAUGAUGUAGUUGUUGAGGAUUCUGUCGGAGAGCCAGCCACUGCUAAAGACGAUACUAAACAGAGGCUUGUGCCUGAUAGUACUGAUACACCACCUGAAAUGAGCACUUCUGUAGCUGCUCCAUCAGCCUGUCGGCAAGAUACUGAAGAAGUGGUGGAUCAGAAUCUCAAUGGGGAGAUCAAAUCCAGGAAGUGGUAUGUUCCAGCUGCCAAAGGUGAAGAUGUUGAAAAGUCAGACUUUCUACUGACAAGUUCUCUCCCAGCAGAAACCCCUGCGGAACAUACAUCACCUACAAGCCAACAGGAAAUGUCUAAGGGCAAUGUCUCACCGUUAACUGGAGUGUUCAUGAACUUUAGAAAAAACAAGGAUACUAUAAGUGGCAUUUCAAGCUCAGAAAUGGAGAAUCACACUCCUACAAGUAAAGGAAGUGCUGUGUUUGUUGAAGAAAGUCGUCCCGGUGCCAGUCCUCCACCUCAUUCGAGCAACAGGAAUGGAGCAGGUGGCCAGCAAGUAAAUAACCCAAACGUUACCAAUGGGUUGACCAGCUUUUUACCUUCUGUACCUGGGAGAGUCGCUCACUCCACCAUCUCGAGUCCUUGUAAAACAGAGUUAAAAAAUAUUCCUAAGACUGAAACCAAAGAGCUAUUAACGACACUUCUGAAAGAUUGUAGUGACAUGGACGAGAGUAGCAUAGUAGACCAUGUUAAAAGUAAGCAUGAACAGAAAGAAAUGAAAGGAGAUGAUAGUGUCAAAGAUGCAAGCCCAGAGCAAAAGGGGCCUCAAGGAACCCAAACAGUUCAUGGAAGGCGCUUCCUUGACUGUAUUGAGGAAGUAGAAGAAUGCAGUGAUGAUGGAUUUACUGAAAUGCAAAUAAAUCCUUAUUCUGCCUACCUAGUGCACAUUGAAGAAUCACCAUUUUCCCUGUGGAUUCAGAAGGAGGAAGACAAUGAUUUGGCAGAAUACAUUGAGACCUGGUACAAGGAGCAUAACCAGGAGAGAGUGGACACUAUUAAAGUUGGUGAUAUAUGCGUGACUGUCUUGGGUGACAGUGCCCAGCGUGCGUAUGUCCAGUGCAUAGAGGAUGCUAAUAUAACAGUUCUUCUGAUUGACCAGGGAAGGCAUGCCGUUAUCUCAAAACAGGACCUAUUUAAGUUACCCAGCAGCUUGACAGACAUCCACCCUCUGGCAAUGCAGAUUUACCUUCCAGUAAAAGUAGCUCCUGGAAGGGAGUCCGGUGCUGUCAUCGCAGUAGCUGAGGUAGCCCACCAGUUGAAGUGUGUGUGUCUGGACCUGGACAACAGAUACACCCUGAUAUGGUGCCCCGGAGUGGGUGACCUCGGAGACUUCCUCGUGGAUAAUAAGCUGGCCACACCCAUGCAUUGGAAUGUUGGGUGGAAGUAUCGAUAUAUAACCUCGGUGAAGCGCAGACUUGAAGAAGAAGCCUUCCUGCUGACGUCCGAUGCCAGACAGGAGGACUCCUUUUAUCAAACAGCCGACACUGAUCUUGCAGCGAGGUUGGAACAGUCGCUCAAGACCUUGAAUGCCAACUCAGCAUGAGUAGCUGAACAAGUACAAAAGAAAUUGUUUAUUUAAAGUUUAAUUGUGAAAGUUGAGUUAUGUUUGUCUUUGUGAAGACAAUUUAUAAGUAUGACGAUAGAACGGAGACAUUUUUGUAUUAACUGUGGAUGUAAAAGUUAAAUAUAGAAUAGAUGUCAUUAC
Molecule: messenger RNA, 7133 nt
Organism: Penaeus vannamei (Pacific white shrimp)
Lineage: Eukaryota; Metazoa; Arthropoda; Malacostraca; Decapoda; Penaeidae
Source: RefSeq, a predicted model, not a curated record